AUGCUUCAAAGCCCUAUCGCAACAUCACGAAUGUUUUCCUCAAAAUGUUCACAAAAUAAGUCAGACAACCUUGAUAAAAAGGAAGGGAAAAACUCUUUAGAGAAAAAGACCUUGAGGGCUCCUCGUGUCUUCAAGGGUAAGGAUGACGAUGCGCACGUCGUGAUCAACUCGAAAGAUCAAAAUCUGAAGCCGCAUUUAAUUCAAACCACAUCAAACAACGGUAUCUUACCUAAUCAUAAACCAUUGACAGGGAUGGAAAAUGGAGUUCAGCCCGUGAUGACGAGCACAUCGCGAGUGAUGAAUCCACCCCCAACGAAAAAAAACGAACCAAACAAUGACUUAACGUUAGCAAACGUGCAAACGCUCACGCGCUCUUUGAAAGGCAGUCAUUACCUUGAAAACUGCAAUACCGACAUUUUGGAUACUCCCCUGAGCAAACAAAAUAAAAUGAUCCAUCAAAAAAUUUUCGAAACCGUUGAUCGCACCGUCAUCGAGGAUACGGCGUGCAUCAGCUACCCUUUGCAUACUUUUGAGGCCAUCCCGGAUUCCUUCGUGCGCUCUUUCCGGGCGCAUCGCCAGCUCCAGAUAUGCCGAUCCAUCAAAGAAAAGUACAACAUGAUCAAAAUGAUCAAAUAUCUGGAGGAAAUCAUGCGGUUGGAGAUCCUUGGGCAGGUUUUUUAUUUCCGCGUCGAGCUUGAACCGUUGGCGGCCGACCCCAGCCCGAACGGGGCGCGCCAGGGCGCCCGACGCCGCCUGCAAGCGGAAGUCUUUGGCCGUCUUAAGCAUCUAUUGACGGAGUUCGCCGUCAAUUUUCUCGAAGUGCGGGAGGGCGAGGUGGCUUGCGAUGUUUCCCACUACACGUCCUUUGCCAGGAUUGUGAAGGCCUGCCAAACCAACGUCGCGCAGUUCUCGCGGGAUGUGCAUUGCGUGUUGAAGUCCACCCCGUUAGAUCCCAACGGGGUCGUCGGGGAGACGCCCAAGGAAUCGAUCCUUCCACUUUCAAUCGAAGAGGUCGCAAAAGAGGUUGGGGUGCGCAUUAAUAAAGAAAUUAUUCACCCCUUGCUAUCACGUUAUAAAGGAAAGGGGGAGAAGGAGGAGGACGCGCGUGCUGUUAGGGUUUUUUUUGGCAUCGGCCCAACACCCGUCUUGGCGAAGAUCGCCUGCGAUGCGGAGAUCGCCACCUGGCGACGCCAGCACCCGACCCACGGCGAAUCCCCCCCCCCACGCGAUCCUCAAAGUCAAGGGCAUCCAAAGAAAUGGAUUCGACGGACAAGGUCGUGGUGCGCGUUCGCUCCUUGUAUUCUCAUUUUAAAACCAUCGAAGACGGUAAGAAAUUUAUGGCGAAUUUUCGCCUGGCGCAGGUCCCGACUUUUACACCCGCCUUCGUGCGGUUUCUAUCUGAGGUCUACGGCAUCGAAACGUGUGGGGAUAUCUUUGAAAAACGCCAUGAACUUCACUUCAGCCUCUGCAAGGAAACCUUCAAACUUUGCUACUGUACGGCUUUCGGUCGGAUGCGAUUCCCCGAGGAGGAGCAGGUGA
This is a messenger RNA of Phytomonas sp. Hart1, 1539 nucleotides long. Lineage: Eukaryota; Euglenozoa; Kinetoplastea; Trypanosomatida; Trypanosomatidae. The record is from the annotation of a GenBank genome assembly.